GGCCGUACAGGGCCUGGCUGACGCUGCGGCCGACGGCUCCGUUGCUGCUGCGGUUGCGAGGGCUGCAGCAGGCAGUGCUGGCUGUACGGCAGCAGGCGGUAGUGGCUGUACGGCAGCAGGCAGUGCUGGCUGUACGGCAGCAGGCGGUAGUGGCUGUACGGCAGCAGGCGGUGGUGGCUGUACGGCAGCAGCGAGGGUGUUGGGGGCGGGGGCGGCUGAGGGGCUGUCGGAGCUGCGGGAUGUGGUGGCGCGGCGGGUGCUGCGGGAGGGCGUGGAGGGCCUCCCCCUCCGCCUCCUCGCAGCCCUCGCGCUCUGCCUGCCGCCGCUACCCGAGCCCCCCUCAGAGUGGCCCGCUGCAACAACAACAACAGCAACAACAACAGCAGCAGCAGCAACGCCCACGCAGCGUCAAACCACCGUGACAGUCUACUCUCCGCCUCAUCCGCCGCCGCCGCCGCCGCCAGCCAGACGGAGGUGGCUCUGGCGAUCAAGCUCUCCUCCUCCAGAUCCCCCUCCAGAUCCCCCUUCUGCUCCCGACCUUGAGGAGGCAGAGGCUGAGGCGGCAGCUGUGACCCUGCGGAGUCACCUCAACGGCGGCAUGGCCCCCUCCCCGCCACCCGGGGGCCUGCGCUCCUCCUCUUCCUCCUUCAGCCAUGCCACCACACGCGACGCUGCCGGCGCUGCCUCAGCACAGCUGCCGCAUGAGCCCACAACGGCCGGCAUCCCAGAUCUCACAUCACCUCCUCCAGCAGAACAAGAUGAGCAGCAGCAGCAGCAGCAAGAGCAGCGCCGGCAGCAGCAGCGGUACGAGCAGCGGCAGCAGGUCUCGGAGCUCCUCACCAGCUCCCUCAGUGACCGUCUGUUGCACCAGGGAGAGGCUCAUGUCGUACACAUCGAGGAUACGGCAGCCACGUUUCUGGAUCUAGCCGCCGCCGGCACCCUCCGUACGCAUCCCGACCUGGCGGCGGCGCUGCUCGACGGAACCGCCUUCCGACUCGCCGACGACGCCGGCGGCGCCGCAUUGACACGCAUCACCGCGGCGCUGGCGGCGGGCGGCGCUGACCCGUGGGUCUCUCACUGCCUCUCCCGCGGCUUAAUGGACGAGAUCGCUGCUGCCGUACAGCGGCGCUUGCGGCUGCAGCAGCACCACCACCACCACCCUAAUUCGCA
Astrephomene gubernaculifera is the source of this 1170-nucleotide messenger RNA. The record is from the annotation of a GenBank genome assembly. NCBI's taxonomy places the organism in Eukaryota, Viridiplantae, Chlorophyta, Chlorophyceae, Chlamydomonadales, Astrephomenaceae.